UACACGUACCUUCUGAAGGGGCGCGAGGACCUGCGCAUGGAUGAGCGGCUGAUGCAGGUGCUACGAGCCAUUAACUCGAUGCUCCAAGCGGACCCCUCAGCCGCCGCACGCGGCCUCGCGACAGUGCGCUGCUACAGUGUUACCCCUCUGGGGCCCCGCGCAGGGCUCAUUCAGUGGGUGCCUAGCACCACUUCAUUGUUCGCUGUGUUUCGACAGUGGCAGGCAGCCACCCUGGAGCGCCACGGCGCGAUGGAACGCGGUCUUUCCAGUGCCACACCCCGUCGCAACUGGCCGGCUGACUUACUGCGUGCCGUUUUCGCAAGCCUGGCCGCAGUCGCGCCGCGCCAGCUGCUGGCGCGCGUGCUGUGGGCAGGUGGCGGCUCUGCGGCCCUCUCGUGGCGGAGACUGCAACGUUACAGCCGCUCUUUGGCGGUCAUGAGCUGCGUGGGCCACUUGCUGGGGCUGGGCGACCGCCAUCCGGACAAUAUCCUGCUGGAGGGACGUGAAGCCGGCGUGGUGCACAUCGACUACAACGUAUGUUGGGAUAAGGGCGCCAAGCUGCGGGUUCCGGAGGUGGUGCCGUUCAGGUUGACCCAGAUGCUCAGCACCGCCCUCGGUGUUGGCGGCUUGGAGGGCGUCUUCCGAGCCGCCUGCGAGACAACGUUCGCGUGCCUGCGCCGACGUCGGGAGGCGUUGGUGGGCCUGGCUGAUGCGGUGCUCAGCGAUCCGGGGGUCGAUUGG
Molecule: messenger RNA, 741 nt
Organism: Volvox carteri f. nagariensis
Lineage: Eukaryota; Viridiplantae; Chlorophyta; Chlorophyceae; Chlamydomonadales; Volvocaceae
Exons: 4
Biological process (GO): negative regulation of TORC1 signaling; telomere maintenance; protein phosphorylation
Cellular component (GO): nucleus
Molecular function (GO): protein serine/threonine kinase activity
Source: RefSeq, a predicted model, not a curated record